UUCCAUAUCCGCCUGGUGUUUUCACAGGACCAAAAUAAGUGACAGACUCAGACUAAAUGUUUAAUAACAUGUUUAUUUCUCUCUCUGCCGAGUGACGCCACGCCACGCGUGACUCGCCCUUUGUCACAGACUCCACCUCUUCCGCGUGAACGAGCCUUAAGCCGAAUUAGAAAAUCCUGGGUUAACAAAGCUUGUCCAAAUACCGCGCGCUAACAGCGUCCGUCCGUUAUCGGAUCCGUCUCCUAGGCAACCGCCACAAAACGCAACGCAUCCCGGAUCUCCUCGGCGCUCCGCUUCGGCUCCGUUCCGGUUCGUUUCCCUGCAGAGGAUUAACGUUUUGAUUACUAAAUCUAGCAUUGAAACAUCUCGGAUCAGUGCGCGCACCCGCGCUCCGACGGACAGGGUAGAGUAGUCGAUCACCGAGACCCGGAUCAAAAAUGAUGUUGAUGAUGAUGAGCUCAGACAGAGAUCUCCAGAUGAUGAAGAAACAGGAGAGGGCUCAUUUCUUCAGCGCCAAAGAGCAGGACCUGAUUCUGAAGUUAUAUGAAGAAGAGCGAGAGAUCCUGACGGCCAAGUCCAACACAACCAGUGCCUCUAAGCUGAGGGAGGAAGCCUGGCAGAGGAUCGCUGAUAAAAUAAACGCGGCCUCAGACAGCGGCUACAAAAGAACAUGGCAGCAAGUGAAAGUCAAACACAAGAACAUCAUCCAGACAGCAAAAAGGAAAAGAGCGGAGGUGCUGAGGACUGAGGGGGGGUCCGGGAGCCCCUCUCUGACCUCAGCAGAGGAGGAUGCAGCGUGCAGCAAAGAAAGCGCUCUGAGGAUGGAGGUCCUGCCUGGAGGCUCCUGCGUCGGCAACUCGGCCGCCUCUGACAGCUCCUUCAUGAGCGUGUCCGGCCACCCGGUGCUCCUCCUGCCCGUCACUAAGACGGAACCAGAGAGCCUCAGCGGAGACGAGACGGACGUCAGCGAGGCUCACGUUGAUGAGGACGUGCAGAACAGCAGUUUUCAGGAGGGCGGCGUCUCAGCAGAGCCCACAAGAGGGCCUAGAUGUUCUAAGCAGACGGAUGAAAUAAGAGCUCUUUACUGUCGCUACCUCAAAAAGGAGAUGGAGAACCGGGACCAGGAGAUGGCCUACAGAGCGCUGAAAAUGAAGAAGCUGGAGAAGGAAAUUCUGUUACUUGAUAAACAGCUGAUGUGACUGUAAAAAAAAACAAAAAAAAACAGUACUAGGAUAGAUUUAUUAUAUUAUUAUAUCUCAGAAACAAGGACAGUAU
Messenger RNA from Cyprinodon tularosa, 1275 nucleotides. RefSeq names its product GT1 domain-containing protein. The transcript has 7 exons. Lineage: Eukaryota; Metazoa; Chordata; Actinopteri; Cyprinodontiformes; Cyprinodontidae. Bases 438 to 1199 code for a protein of 253 amino acids. The record is from RefSeq and is a predicted model, not a curated record. Gene Ontology annotation, cellular component: nucleus.